AUGAUGAAGAUCUCCGCACUUGCCGUCGUUGCCGCAAUCGCUAUCGCCAACGUCUCUGGUGCCGACCAACCUGCUUUGCGCUCAGCGACUAUGCCAGUGGAAACAGCACCUGGUACGAUGACGACUCCUGAUGGAGACAAGAAGGAGCAUUUCUGGGGCGGUGGACCUUGGGGUGGACUUGGCUGGGGUGGAGGAUGGGGCAGAGGCUGGGGCUGUUGUGGCGGUCUUGGUUGGGGUGGGGGGCUGGGGCUGGGGCUGGUAAGAAGACGAAAGACGAAAACGAGGAGGGCAGGAAAUGAUAUCAUGCGCUUGACACGUCAAACCGACACGCACAGUACCCAUAGAUUGACAGCUUCGUUUCCACUUGUGGUUGCGAGUCUGGUUUAG
Molecule: messenger RNA, 387 nt
Organism: Peronospora belbahrii
Lineage: Eukaryota; Oomycota; Peronosporomycetes; Peronosporales; Peronosporaceae
Source: the annotation of a GenBank genome assembly